Molecule: messenger RNA, 964 nt
Organism: Lampris incognitus (smalleye Pacific opah)
Lineage: Eukaryota; Metazoa; Chordata; Actinopteri; Lampriformes; Lampridae
Gene: ndufaf7
Product: NADH:ubiquinone oxidoreductase complex assembly factor 7
Exons: 7
Coding region: 149-964 (271 amino acids)
Biological process (GO): mitochondrial respiratory chain complex I assembly
Cellular component (GO): mitochondrion
Molecular function (GO): protein-arginine omega-N symmetric methyltransferase activity
Source: RefSeq, a predicted model, not a curated record
UUGAAAACGUGCGGCGCUCGUCUCUUGCCUCGUUAUUAUUUCACAGCUAUACUAAUGUGAUAAAGUCGAGUAUAGGACAUAGUGUGGGUGGUGUAAGCUUCGCAUCUUAACUUUUAUUUCCGAGUUGUCUCGGAGGUGUCGUGGCAGAAUGAAAGCUUUGCAAACAGCAAAUGUUAUCAACAGAGCCCUUUUUUGUCCCUUUGCGCCGUUGUCGUCAGCUCCGCUGCUGAGAUGGAGAGGGCCACACAACAGGCACUGCUCCUCAGGAAGCUCCAUGCUGCAACACCUGACUUCCAAAAUAAAAGCCACCGGACCCAUUUCAGUAGCAGAAUACAUGAGAGAGGUGCUCACCAACCCUGUGACGGGUUACUAUAUACGCAAUGACAUGCUGGGUCCUGAAGGAGACUUCAUCACCUCGCCAGAAAUAAGUCAGCUCUUUGGAGAGCUGGUCGGUAUCUGGUGUGUGAGCGAGUGGAUGGGAGCAGGAAGUCCUGCCCACUUACAGCUGGUGGAGUUUGGACCUGGAAGAGGCUCGCUGGCCAAUGACAUCCUCAGAGUAUUGAGCCAGCUGCAGUCGGUUCUGAGUAAGGUGUCGGUAUCGGUCCACCUGGUGGAGGUGAGUCCCGCACUGAGCCAGGUCCAGGCCCAGUGUCUGACUGGCGACAGGAACCAGGUGGCGGCCAGAGACGACGCGUCCGUCUACCGCCGUGGUACCAGCACCACGGGCCUCCCCAUCUCCUGGUACCGCCGUCUGGAGGACAUCCCCAGAGGUUUCAGCAUCUUUCUUGCUCAUGAGUUUUUCGAUGCCUUACCCAUCCAUAAAUUCCAGAGAACAGAGAAGGGCUGGAGGGAAGUGAUGGUUGACAUCGAUCCAGAGAAACCGGGCCAGCUGAGGUUUGUCAUCAUGCCCUCUCCUACGAUGGCCUCCGCCACACUCAUACAGGUGAGUCCUGGUUCACUGUGA